UCCUCGACGACAUUCAUAAACUCAAAUCAUUUGUUUUUUUCUUUACUUCGACGUUCAAUCUCUAAGAAUGAAAUAUUCAAGAACCACACUAGUUCUUUUACUAUUCUUCGUCGUCAUAUCGGAAUCAAGCUCAGCAUUAGCAAAUCCGGAGACGUUCACACAAUGCCUAACCUCAAACUCUGACCCUAAACAUCCCAUCUCUCCCGCCGUGUACUUCGCCGGAAACGGCUCCUACUCCUCCGUACUUGAAGCCACCAUUCGUAACCUUCGGUUCAACACCUCCAACACUCCAAAACCCUUCCUCAUAAUCGCUGCAACACAUGAAACCCACGUGCAAGCCGCGGUUACUUGUGGCAAACGUCACAACCUUCAGAUGAAAAUCAGAAGCGGAGGCCACGACUACGAUGGCUUGUCAUACGUUACGUACUCAGGCAAACCGUUCUUCGUCCUCGACAUGUUCAAUCUCCGUUCAGUUGAUGUUGACACGGCGAGUAAAACCGCUUGGGUCCAAACCGGUGCCAUCCUCGGAGAAGUUUAUUACUAUAUAUGGGAGAAGAGCAAAACGCUCGCUUAUCCCGCUGGAGUUUGUCUAACAGUUGGUGUCGGUGGCCAUAUUAGCGGCGGAGGUUACGGUAACAUGAUGAGAAAAUAUGGUCUCGCCGUAGAUAACACCAUCGAUGCAAGAAUGGUCGUCGAUGUCAAUGGAAAAAUAUUGGAUAGAAAAUUAAUGGGAGAAGAUCUCUUCUGGGCAAUAAACGGAGGAGGGGGAGGUAGCUACGGCGUCGUUUUGGCCUACAAAAUAAACCUCGUCGAAGUCCCUGAAAACGUCACUGUAUUCAGAAUCUCCCGGACGUUAGAGCAAAACGUGACGGAGAUAGUUCACCGGUGGCAACAAGUCGCACCGGAGCUUCCCGACGAGCUCUACAUAAGAACAAUCAUUGACGUAGUAAACGGCACCGUGUCAUCUCAAAAGACCGUCAGGGCAACAUUCAUAGCUAUGUUUCUUGGAGACACAACAACGCUCUUGUCGAUAUUAAACUGGAGAUUCCCAGAAUUGGGUUUGGUCCGGUCUGAUUGUACCGAAACAAGCUGGAUCCAGUCUGCGCUAUUCUGGAUAAAUAUCCAAGUUGGUUCUUCGGAGAAACUUCUACUCCAAAGGAUUCAACCCGUGAACUACCUCAAGAGGAAAUCAGAUUACGUACGUGAACCGAUUUCAAGAACCGGUUUAGAAUCAAUUUGGAAGAAAAUGAUCGAGCUUGAAAUUCCCACGAUGACUUUCAGUCCAUACGGUGGUGCGAUGUGGAGAAUAUCAUCGACGGCGACUCCGUUCCCAUACAGAGCCGGGAAUCUUUGGAAGAUUCAGUACGCUGCGAAUUGGAGAGAAGAUAGGUUAACCGACCGGUACAUUGAAUUGACGAGGGAGUUGUACCGAUUCAUGACUCCUUUUGUUUCCAAGAAUCCAAGACAGUCGUUUUUUAACUAUCGUGACGUUGAUUUGGGGAUCAAUUCACACAAUGGGAAAAUAAAUAGCUACAUUGAAGGCAAGCAUUACGGUAAAAAAUAUUUUGCCAGAAAUUUCGAGAGAGAAAAAACAAAUGAAGAACGAGAGAGUGCGAGCCCUUUUCUCCUCCCUCUAUCCUUGCUAUCUCCGAUCUACUCCUCCACCAUCUCCGCCGUUAUGGCUGAACCGUCCCCAUCCUCCUCUCCUCAAUGUCCUCCUCCACCUCCCAAACCCUAUCUCACCUCGAUAGCCCCUCCUUUGCCGCCGUGACCCCAAAACCCACCUGACUCAACUAAGACCUCUUCGCUUCCCCAGAUAUUGCAGAUGAUAUGUGGGUACGAGAGAAUACCGAGAAGCUAGGGUUGUGACUGAGCAGCGAUGAGCCAGUUGAGAGAGAACUAUUGCGACGGCGGGGAUAGAGAGAUAUGAAGGCUGAACGGGAAUCGAUUCGCAAAAGCAGCUUCUCUCUCUCGUCCGCAAUUUCACAUCUGAACGAUCUCGUGGAGGCAAGGAUUGGUCUUCUUCAGCUUGAAGUUUCUAAUAUUGGCAGUGAGAUUGAUGCUCUUAAGGUUUGGCUACACAUUGUUUAUUUGAGUUUGAGUUUGAUAUUCUGGAGUUUUUGUGGAUGACUUGAUGGUUGGUGAAAAUAAAGAACAAGGAAGGAUUACUCAGGUGGUUCUCAUCUUUCUAACGUCUUCAUAAGUUCAAGUUCUUGACAUAUAACUUUUUUUUUCUUUGGUGAUUGUUUAAUUCUCUUUGUGAUAUACAUAGAUCAGUUUAGAAGCCAAAUGGAAGAGCUGAACAAGGAAAUAAGGUUCACUUUGAUUCUCCUGUCUUUUUAAUGUUUCUGCUGAUGCAACACAUCUAAGUUGCUUGGUUUGGGUAAUAGGGAGUUUCAGAAAAAAGUAGAAUCGAGUUUGAGUAAUGAUGAUAGAACCAUAACAGCAAGUGAGUAGCUAAAGUUUACAGUUUACUAUUCUUUUCUGAUUUUUCACUGUUUAUUAAGAGAUAAUGGCUUGCGGAUAUGUUUCAGAUUUUGUUUAUUCAUUCCACAAAGAGAACUAAUGGUAUGAUAAGAAAAUGUCACUCAGGGAGGCCAUAACAGAGAAAACAAAUUCAGUUCAAGUUCUUGCUGAAUAUCCUUAAGUCCGCUAGAUAGUCACUAAGAAUGUUCAAGCAACUGGAACUAGAGCUUCUGUUUCUAUCAAUUGAAACAGAAUCAGAUUGAAUGAGGCAAAGAUCAGAUUAAAUGUCUGUGUCUGCUCACGAGCUGAUGUUGAGUUUAUAAUCCGAUUACAGUCGUGUCAUAUCAAUGCCGUCGGAGUGCUGAGUUUGAAUGACAAGUGAAGUCACCAGCGGAUGUGGAAGGCUGAGAAGGAUGAAGUUGUUGUCUCAGCUUUCUUUCAUCCCUCUUUUCUGUGGUAUAAGACUUGGCUUCUAUGUACUCAUAUAUCUUCUAUUUGUAAGUGGUUCUAACUCUGUCUAAGAGUUUAAAACUCUUAUCUUUCUUGAAUGUAUGAUAUGAAACUAAGGUUUAACCUUAA
Molecule: messenger RNA, 3045 nt
Organism: Camelina sativa (false flax)
Lineage: Eukaryota; Viridiplantae; Streptophyta; Magnoliopsida; Brassicales; Brassicaceae
Source: RefSeq, a predicted model, not a curated record